Molecule: messenger RNA, 480 nt
Organism: Cyprinodon variegatus (sheepshead minnow)
Lineage: Eukaryota; Metazoa; Chordata; Actinopteri; Cyprinodontiformes; Cyprinodontidae
Gene: ndufb3
Product: NADH:ubiquinone oxidoreductase subunit B3
Biological process (GO): electron transport chain
Cellular component (GO): mitochondrion
Source: RefSeq, a predicted model, not a curated record
AGUUUGCCGUCAAGUGCUGCAGAUUGUCGCAGCCCCCACUUCAGCGGCAGAGGUCACAACAAUUCGUCCAGGUUUCCUCCCACAAUUAUGAAAUCAUUUCGUUGCAGCUUAUAUAUAUAUUUUUUUACAAGAUGUCCCAUUGUUUGUGGACAAAGUUUAUAUCAAACUCAGCAUGUUAUGCUUUUGAUACUACUUUGUUUGGGUCAGCAGCACUGUGUUUAUAAAUGUCUGUCUCUUUGCUUUCUAUCUGCCUGCAGCAACGAGGCGUGGAGGUAUGCAGGCGGCUUCGCCCGUGCGGUGACCCUAUCGGAUGUUCUGCUCAGAGGUUUUAAGUGGGGCUUUGCUGCCUUUACUGUUGCCCUGGCAAUAGAGUACACCAUGUUUCCUCCAAAGAAAGGAGAUCACUGAUUGUUCGGCAUCAUGUGUAAUUUGAUCUUAUGAUAUUCUGUAUUUUUUUGGUUUGAUUAAAUGUCUUUUGAU